AUAAAACCAUCUAGCCUAUCGCUCGCUAUCUACACCUUAGUACAACGGCUCAUCGAGGACAUCGAGAAAAUUCAGAACAAAGCUCUUCACCGAUCGCAACAGCGGAUCAUGGGUGUUCUAGGUGCCCUUGCUAGGCACAUGGAUGCCCUUGUUGGGCCAGGAAUCAUGCUGCUCUACCCUCUAUACGCGUCGAUGCGUGCGAUAGAGAGCCCUUCUACCCUGGAUGAUCAGCAAUGGCUCACCUACUGGGUCCUCUACUCCCUGAUCACCCUCUUUGAGCUCUCAUGCUGGAAAGUUCUCCAAUGGUUUCCUCUGUGGCCGUACAUGAAGCUCCUCUUCUGCUGUUGGCUGGUGCUGCCAAUCUUCAACGGCGCGGCCUACAUCUACGAGACCCACGUGCGCCGCUACUUCAAGAUCGGCCAGUACGUGAGCCCCAACUACAACGAACGGCAGCGGAAGGCGCUCCAGAUGAUGAGCCUCGACGCGCGCAAGUCCGUCGAACGAUUCAUCGAGUCGCACGGCCCUGACGCCCUCGACAAGAUCAUCCGAGCUGCUGAAGAGGAGGCAAAGAGAGCGUAACGAUGGUUAAGAUUGUGGUGAACUGAAGGCAUUCUUUCCAACGGGGAGAAGUAAAUGGAAUUGUGUAAUGGCUGCCGUGUAUUGCAGGCUUGCAGCUCACUUCACCUCGUCUGUACUUGUGUGUGCCGUGUGUCUGAAAUGUUCGUUGGCUUGGCAAUGGCAAAGAUACCUCUCCUACAAAACUGGCAAGAUACUUGGAUACUUGAGAAAAAGGUUGCCAUGCAUACAAAGAAUGAGGAAUACAUCUAUUCGGUGUACAGUUGUAUGAAAAAUCUCCGAAUCUAAAAUAUGUCUUGUCUGAACA
Messenger RNA from Oryza sativa Japonica Group (Japanese rice), 883 nucleotides. RefSeq names its product HVA22-like protein f. NCBI's taxonomy places the organism in Eukaryota, Viridiplantae, Streptophyta, Magnoliopsida, Poales, Poaceae. The record is from RefSeq and is a predicted model, not a curated record.